AUGCUUUUUCUAAACAUUCUAAGUAUAUUCUGGCUGAUCGAAGCAAGUGAGGCGAAAUAUGUCGAGGGGCAUCUGAAAACCAGUGCGGAUUGGGCUUUUCUGGCCAGAUUUUGCUUUCUAUCUAACCAUGGUCACUACCAGUAUGAAAUCGAGUACGAGAAACGGAUUGGCGAGCUGAAAUUACUGCUUUACUACGAUGACAAAACGCAGUGGCCAGCGGUGUAUAAAACCGACAAGACUUGCAACGAAAAAUUGUCCGUCCUGAGUGCGAUUGAUAAUCAAAUUGUACCGCUGACCUACCGGAAUCAUUUAUACUCCGGAUGCACAAUGGUAACAGCAAGCACGAAGGACAGCGGUGGCAUCCUGCGAAAGCCAGCUUCGGAGCCGAAUCCGGAGCGGACACCGCCUAAAGAGGACGAUUCCUUUUCGUAUGAUCAGUUCCUAAAAUCCAGUACCACAGAGUCGAGCAUCGGAACCGAUGGCUAUGAGACAAACUUUACGGAAAUUGAUUUGGCUACCAUGGAAACGAAUGCCACCGAGCUGGACGGUGGAAUAAUCCUGGUUCAAAAUGUAGGCUACAACAAUUUGGAGAACAGCACCGACUAUAAGGUGUUGGUCGAAGAAUUGUUCCCAAAUGGUGAUAGUACUGCAAAUGUGAGCCGAAUUCGUCGAGCAACCAAACUGGAUAAAUUGAUUGUUAGAUGUGCGAAUCACGGUACUUUUACCAGUUCGAGACAGAGGUGGUGGUACAUAGCGAUCGCUAACUGUGGAAGUAACAAAGGUUUAGACGUGGUGUAUAGGUUCCGGAUGACAAAUGGACCUCUCGGUGAUUUUUGGCACGAGCACUUCUCAGCUGAUGAAAUGUAUAUUCCUCCAAUAUUACUGGUGGAGUCGAUUUGUUACACGCUGCUCCUACUGGCAGUGUUUUUGUGUGCAAUCGAACUUAAGACACGUCAUUUAUAUCACUGCACCUAUCGCCUGUUUGCACUGAGUGUUCUGCUGCAGUGGUUCGGAAUUCUUUUACUGAGUGUAACCUGGGCGAAAUAUGCCGUCUCUGGAGUUGGACCUUUCACCAGCUUCGGAGGAUUCUUCACAAGUGCCAGUGAAAUCACGUUCCUUCUGCUACUACUAUUGAUGGCCAAGGGCUACACAAUUACUCGAGCCAGAUUGAAGACCUGCGCCACUGUUAAGAUUACAGUUUUCACCAAUCUUUACGCCAUCGUCUACAUUUCCUUGUACAUCUAUCAAGCGGAAGCUUUCGAUCCCGGAGAAGUUCUCAACCUUUAUGAGUCUCCUGCUGGAUUUGGACUGGCCGGUUUGCGUUGCGUUAGUUGGUUAUUCUUCAUCUACUCGUGUGCUGCCACAAUACGGAAAUUCACGGAGAAAGGUGCAUUCUACUAUCCAUUCUCUCUACUUGGAUCUAUGUGGAUAAUGAGCGGGCCAGUGUUAACCGUGAUUGGAGUGAAUGUUCUCGAUCCAUGGGUUAGAGAAAGUGUGAUGCACGGUGCCCUCGGAAUGGUAGCAUUCGCGGGUCACUUGGCGUUUCUAUGGCUGACGUGGCCUUCGAGAGCUAACAAAAGUUUCCCGUACCACGUCAGAACAAACCACGUCGGUAUAUCUACUGUCGAUGAUGAGGUGACCUAUCCCAGGCAUACGUAUGAACCAGCACCACCGGAAACCGGUAUCAUUAUUCCGCUAUCGAGCAAUACGGGCACACUGAAUGGAAUCUACGACCAGUAUCUGCGUGAACGGAAUGUAUACCACAGUGCCUCAACUCCGGUCAGUUACGUAUCGUUCCCUGCAACGGCGAAAAACUUCAAGCCUCACGCUACAAACCAUCACAGCCACAACAAUCACGGUCGAAUGCUUUCCCGUCCUCAACAGUCCACCAGCAGUGAUUCCGUGGUCGACGACAAUCAUUCGUCACAUAUGUUCAGUCCACCGGAAAGUGCUCCGCAGAGUUUGGCAAUCAAUAACAACAAUGACGACAAUAACAACUUCGGAAAUGACAUCCUAGUAGAUUCUGGUCACCCUUCUCUGGAUAUUUCCAUUUCCACAAGUCCUCCGAAGCACGAUGGACACGAAGCGCUAAGCAAUGGCAAUCUUAACACAAGUGAUCACGCGAAGUCAGGACCGGAGGAAUCAAAUCAGCGACCAACGGUGACUCCUUCUGCACCACCCGCGUCCGAUGAGCUGAACAUAAACAGUCCCCGGGUAGAACCGAAACCGUUCAAUCCGUUCAUCGUAGGAGCAGCUUCAUUGUCCGCUGCGGAAGAACAACGUCGGUUGUCAAAUAAAAUACUGCUACCAAGCCUGCGAGGAGGUAACCACCAGCAUAAUCAACAUCCGCACACCGAAGGAACCACUGUUCCGAAACAUCUGUUCGCAGCUAAACGCGACGAAGGCGCCGGCUAG
This is a messenger RNA of Sabethes cyaneus, 2415 nucleotides long. Its product is annotated as transmembrane protein 145-like. Bases 1 to 2415 code for a protein of 804 amino acids. Gene Ontology annotation, biological process: G protein-coupled receptor signaling pathway; response to pheromone. The transcript is spliced from 7 exons. NCBI's taxonomy places the organism in Eukaryota, Metazoa, Arthropoda, Insecta, Diptera, Culicidae. The record is from RefSeq and is a predicted model, not a curated record.